AUGGGCUGGGUAUACAACCUCCACGAGACCGAUCCAAACAGCGAUAUUCCGCGAGUGAUCGGGGUCUGCUUGGUAUGCUCAAUUCUAGCCUUUCUGGCCGUAUGCCUGCGAUUUUACGUGCGAAUAAGCAACAAGCGCUCUCCAUGGAUUGAUGACUAUGCGGUGCUGGCGGGUUCGCUGUUAACGUUAGCAUACGCAGGAGUCGCCGUGGCUCAGACACGAUGGGGCCAAGGACUUAGCGCAGCCUAUUUUCCAAAGGAGAAUGUUAUUCCUUUUAGCAGGAUCCAAUACGCCGGCGGCCCGAUCUACUGUCUCGCUGUCCUCGGCUUCAAAGUCGCGUUGUUGACCUCCUACCUGCGCAUUGCGGGGAUUAUCGAGCGAUAUCGCAAAAUCAUAAUUGUCGCCAUCGUCGUCUGUGUCAUUAACCAAUUGAUCUUCACCUUUAUCAUAUCAAUCUCCUGCAUACCGGUAGCAAAACAAUGGGAUAAUUCUCUCGAGGGGCAUUGCAUCCAAACGAUACCAUUCUACUUUGCCCUUGCAGGCACAAGCAUCGUGUUAGACCUGAUAAUCAUAGCACUGCCUCUGCCAGUCCUUUGGAAACUCCAGCUCCGCCUCAAACAAAAAGCCCUUCUAGCCGGCCUGUUUGCUCUCGGCUUUUUCGUGACCGUGAUCCAGGUCAUCCGAAUCUUCACAGUCAAGGACCUGACAACCUACACCGACAGCAAGAAUAUCGUGAUCUGGUCUUGCGUGGAGACCAGUCUGGGCGUUAUCGUCGCCUGCAUUCCCACCUACGGGCCUCUGUUCAAGUCCUUCGCUUCCACUGUCACGUCAUACCGAAACCGCGACACUUCGCGUACUUAUGCGCUUGGCUCUGUUCGCCAAGGCACGGGGACUGGAUCGGGCCUUGCGCGCAAAAAGAGCAAUUUCGAGCCUAUACAUGAGUCCGAGGGGCGCCAGGUUACCGAUAUUCGAUCCGGGGCGCAGACGAACGAUGGGGAUAGCGAGGAGCAUAUAUUGUCGGAAGCGGAGAACUUAAAGGUAUAUGUGACUUCGGAAUUUACAGUUAGAUCUGGCACUGCCCUUUGA
Molecule: messenger RNA, 1086 nt
Organism: Penicillium egyptiacum
Lineage: Eukaryota; Fungi; Ascomycota; Eurotiomycetes; Eurotiales; Aspergillaceae
Source: the annotation of a GenBank genome assembly